CUCAGACAUAAUGCCAAUGCGGGCCACGCCGGAAUCCGUUUGGUAUCUCCACGUUCCUGCAUCGGAUCCCAUUCUCAAUUGCAACCUACAAUUCUGUUUUCAUUCAUUAACAGAAGGACUGAACUGUGAGCGACCGGUUUGAAUGCUACCAAGCAUCCGUUACACAGCCACAAACGCCCUCCAUGACAAAGGUUUCUCUUCUUCAUUCUUUUCAUGACCGACUCUUGGUCAAAAACGUUGAUCAAGAUGGCAAUGUCCGUCCAGUGUCACUCCUCGAUAACGAUUCGAUCCGACCUGUGCGGACGGAGGAUCGAAGAUGGACUCAAUUGACUUAUCUUUUCUUCUGGUUUUCUGCGACUGCCAAUGUCAGUAACCUCUAUGCCGCAUCGACUGGAAUGGCGAUGGGACUUUCUAUGUGGGAAGCCGUGGCCUGUUCGUUUGGUGGGCAGAUCUUAGCUGGCCUUCUCAUGGCCUUGAAUGGACGCGGCGGAGCUGUCUAUCGUAUCCCAUUUCCAGUCCUCUGUCGAGCCAGUUUCGGUGUUUGGGGAAGUCUUUGGCCGACUUUCAAUCGAGCCUGCAUGUCUAUCGUCUGGAAUGGAGUAAACAGCGUCCAAGGAGCGCAAUGCUUAUACGUACUACUUCAUGCGAUAUUCCCAUCAAUCGCGCGUAUACACGACACAAUGGGCACUGCUUCAGCCCUUACUUCUGGCGGUAUGAUCUGUUUCGCAGUGUACUGGAUUCUCAAUUGUGCUUUUCUGUUCAUUCCAGUCCCAAAGAUGAGGAUGCUGGUAUACAUUAAAGUUGGCGUUUAUUACUGUGGCGCUUUUGCGAUGUUGGCAUGGACAGUGUCCCUUGCAAGGAAUACUUCUGCUUCUCUUGCCCGCCCAUCUACUAUCAAGGGGCCCGAGAAAUCGUGGAUGAUUGCGAAGUUCAUUUUUCUUGGUCUUGCACAAUGUGGAACAUUCAUCUCCAACGCUGCCGAUCUCCAGCGAUAUGCGAGGAGACCUAACGAUGUUCUUUUGGGCCAAAUCAUCAGCUUUCCGGUCUCAAACUUGCUGGUUGCUGUUCUGGGUAACGUAAUAGCAGCCACGAGUGAAAGUAUUCUAGGAGAGUUUGUCUGGAAUCCGCUCAUCCUGCUUGACAGGCUGAUGGAAGGUGACCGAUAUACACCUGCCAAUCGUGCCGGCUGUGCAAUGAUUGCAAUUGCAUUCGUAUACUCGACUAUCUUCUCCGCUAUCUUUGAGAACUCUAUCCCUGCCGGAAACGAUAUCGCUGCUCUAUGCCCAAGAUACAUCACUGUGAAAAGAGGAUUUUUCAUUUGCGCCAUCUUAUCUUACGCUAUCUGUCCUUGGUACCUCCUCUCCUCAGCCAUUGUGUUCAUCAACUUUCUCGCCUCUUAUCAAGUCUUCCUUGCUGCCAUAACUGGAAUUCUAAUCUGCGACUACUACUACCUCCGUCGAGGUCUCCUUUACAUCCCCGCCCUCUACACCACAAGUCGUGAGGGACCGUAUCGCUUCACCAAAGGCUGGAACAUCCGCGCAUUCGCAGUCUACAUCAUAGCCGUAGCGCCUAACUUCUACGGAUUUUUGAAUCAACUGGGGGUGACUGCAGCAUUGAGUAUCCAGAGAUUCUAUUACGUCGCCUAUCCGGUCGCGCUUUUAAUCGCGUAUGGCGGCUAUUGGGUAUCGAACCUGGUGUGGCCGGCAAAGGCGCUGCAUACACAUGAAGGAUGGCUGGAGCCGAAGGAGUAUGUGGAUGAGUUUGAUGGUAGCAAUGCGCGCAUUCCGUUGACGCUCGAUGGCGUUGACGCUAAUGGGAGAAACUGGUCGACAAUGGCUCCGGGGGAGGUUAAUGUUCUAAGCAAGGGAUCUUCUUAG
Aaosphaeria arxii CBS 175.79 is the source of this 1877-nucleotide messenger RNA. RefSeq lists its product as uncharacterized. The transcript has 6 exons. Lineage: Eukaryota; Fungi; Ascomycota; Dothideomycetes; Pleosporales. The record is from RefSeq and is a predicted model, not a curated record. Gene Ontology annotation, molecular function: nucleobase transmembrane transporter activity. Gene Ontology annotation, cellular component: plasma membrane. Bases 183 to 1877 code for a protein of 564 amino acids. Gene Ontology annotation, biological process: nucleobase transport; transmembrane transport.